Messenger RNA from Ylistrum balloti, 5404 nucleotides. Its product is annotated as general vesicular transport factor p115-like. Gene Ontology annotation, biological process: transcytosis; vesicle fusion with Golgi apparatus; intracellular protein transport. The record is from RefSeq and is a predicted model, not a curated record. The transcript has 23 exons. Bases 28 to 2892 code for a protein of 954 amino acids. Lineage: Eukaryota; Metazoa; Mollusca; Bivalvia; Pectinida; Pectinidae. Gene Ontology annotation, cellular component: cytoplasm; ER to Golgi transport vesicle membrane; Golgi membrane.
AGCCGGAAGACACGACAGACGUCUGCGAUGGAGUACUUCCGAAAAUACCUUGGAGCACCACAAGAGGGUGGUCAACCCACGGGAGCUGAAACGGUUGAGAGGCUUGUAGACAGAGUUCAGUCAUCCACACUACUAGAUGACCGCAGAGAUGCUGUUCGGGCUCUCAAAGCCAUGUCUAAGAAAUUCAGACUGGAGGUUGGUACACAAGGAAUGGAUAUCCUGACCAAGACAUUAGAAGCAGACAGAGGUGAUGCAGAAAUCACAGGCUAUGCACUUGAUGCUCUCUGCAAUAUUUUGUCUAAUGAACCACUAGAUGAUGAUGAAGAAGAGAUUCAGGAGAAUGUUCCAGAUGAUCUUGGGAACCAGUUCACAGAAAUAUUUAUAAAGAAAACAGAUAAUGUUCCAUUACUGUUGUCACUGUUGGAGGAGUAUGAUUUCCACAUUCGUUGGCCAACUGUGCGACUACUUACAAUUCUGUUGACCAACAAAGGCAAAGAAUUACAAGAGAUUAUCCUAGUCAGUCCAAUGGGAGUAUCUAAACUGAUGGACUUAUUGUCAGACAGCAGAGAAAUCAUACGCAAUGAUGCUCUUUUGCUGCUGAUUCAGCUGACAAAGAACAAUGCAAACUUGCAAAAGAUUGUUGCUUUUGAAAAUGCUUUCGAAAGACUGUUUGAUGUUAUUACAGAAGAAGGUGACAGUGAUGGAGGUAUUGUAGUAGAAGACUGUCUGAUAUUGCUGUUGAAUCUACUCAAGAAUAAUGCAUCAAACCAGAAUUUCUUUCGUGAGAGCAGUUACAUACAGAGAUUGUCUCCUUUUUUCAAUUUAAAGUCUGACCAGCAAACAUCCCAACCUGGUUGGUCGGCACAAAAAGUCACUAAUAUACACAAAAUGUUACAGUUGGUUCGUACUUUAGUGUCUCCUAACAGUCCACAACAACAGAUGUCAUCAUGUCAACGGUCAAUGUUUCAGUGUGGCUUAGUACAACAGUUAUGUACCAUACUGAUGGCUAGUGGUGUGCCUGCAGAUGUCCUCACAGAGACCAUUAACACUGUGGCAGAGGUGAUCAGAGGCAACCCACAAAAUCAAGAGUAUUUCGCUUCUGUGAUGGCUCCGUCCAACCCUCCCAGACCAGCCAUUGUGGUACUGUUGAUGUCAAUGGUAAAUGAGAAGCAGCCUUUCACACUGAGAUGUGCUGUCCUCUACUGUUUCCAGUCUUUCCUCUACAGGAAUGAGAUCGGACAGUCUCAGAUAGUCCAGACACUCCUACCCACAUCAUCUGAUGCAAAUACAAUAUCUGCCGGCCAGUUACUUUGUGGAGGGCUUUUCAGUGCUGAUUGCCUGUCAAACUGGUUUGCUGCUGUAGCCCUGUUACAUGCCAUUAUGGAAAACCCAACGCAGAAGGAGCAACUCCUACGAGUCCAGCUAGCUACCAGCCUUGGUAGUCCUCCUGUCUCGCUGCUGCAGCAGUGUUGCAACAUAUUGUCACAGGGUGGUAAGAUCCAGACCAGGGUAGGACUACUGAUGCUGAUGUGUGGAUGGAUGUCUAGCUGUCCAAUAGUUGUGGCCCACUUCCUCACAAACACAGCCAACAUACCAUUUCUGAUAACCCAGGUGUCUGCAUCAGAGAGUGACGAGAAUGAAACUCUGGUCCAGGGAUUAUGCUCAUUUUUACUUGGAAUAUGUGUCCUUGAUAAUGAUGAUCAAAACGAAACAUUUAAUAGAGCAUCUUUACGACAAAUAAUAGAGAAAAGAAUAGGUUUAGAAUCCUUUUCUGACAAGUUAACACAGAUACCAAAGAAUGAGAGCUAUACAAAUGCAGCUAAAAAACCCAAUUUCACUUACAAACAUCCCAGUGAGGUGGUGUUUGAUUUUGAAUUUACAAGAAUAUUUAAAACUCUAGAAGUUGACAUUUUGAAUACGGUCUCACCAAAUGCUAAUGCUGCAGAACACAAACAGAAAAUUGCUAAUUUACAGGAGCAUGAAAAGGUGGUCAACCAAUACAAGGAACUUAUUCAAGAACAGGACACACAGUUAAAAAGUGUGACCCAGGAGUUGGACCUGUUGCGUUCACAAAACAUCUCGUCCACAAGCAAUUUAAGUGAACUACGGGAACAGGUGCAACAACUUAAGGAUCAGAAUGCACUUCUGAAAGCACAGAAAGGUUCUCAAGGAGCAGUGCUAGAUACAAAGAAAGAUGAUGACCUGAGAAAUCUUCAAGAAGAAUUGGAAAGGUUAAAGCUAUAUGUAUCAGAAAAAGAAACAGCAAUGGAGAAAUUGAAGGGAGAUCUGACGGUGUCAGAGGCUAAGGUGUUGGCAUAUCAGACAGCAGGGGAGGAGGACAAGGAGAACAACCCUAGUGAAGUUGCUGUGUUACAAGCAACAGUUAAUAGAAUCAAGUGUGACCUCCAGGAAGCUCAACAUAUAGUGACUGAGAGGGAUGCUGAAGUCUCACGACUCGCUACACUACACACUGAAGCACAGAAACAGAUAGAAUAUCUGAAUCAAGUCAAAAAUGAAAAUUCAAGUCAAGCAGCUGGAGGAGGAGAUUCAGUAUUAUUACAGGAAGAAAUUCAAAAACUUUCAAGUGAAAAGUCAACUUUACAGGAAAGACUGACAAAGGCCAAUGAAGACAAUUUGAACCUUAUAGACAAAGCUAAUAAAGCUCAAGAGGAGACUAAACAAGUUAUAAAAGAAAAGAAUGAGGUUGCAGAAGAAUUGGAUAAUCUUAAAAGAGAACAGGAAGAUUUGUUAGUUUUACUGGCAGACCAGGACACCAAAAUAGACACAUACAAGACCAGGUUAAAAGCACUCGGGGAACAGGUGGAAGAGGAUGAUGAUGAUGAUGAUGAUGAUGAUUUAGGUGAUGAUGAUUUAGAUGAAGAUGAGGACUGAGAAAUAAAGCAUGCCAGAUUGUGGAGUUAGAAUGCUCAGUGCCUUGAGUACUGCAAUAAAAUCCUGUGAUACAGAUAAUUGAAUUCUAGAGACAUUGUUCAGGGAGAAAACCCUGUGGAACGGAUAAUUUAAUUCUAGACAUUGAUCUUGGAUAAAACCUUGGCAGAAGCAUCCUAGAUGGUUUGGGUAUCAGUUUGUGCACCAGAGAGUUGACUUCCUUUUGUUAGAUGCUUGAAUGUAGGCAUUUCUAGAGUAAGAAGAAUGACACUAAUGUAUUCUGUGUAGCUUAAGAAAGUUCUAAUUACUGAAAUUUCUUUUACAGUCAAUUUUUUGUUCAAUCUGAUUAAGACAGUUACAAGUCCAUGUCCAUGUAAAUAUUAAUUAUUACAUGACUGUAUCAUGGGCAGGAAGUUAAGUGCCAAAUCAUGGUUUUGUAAUGUUUAUCUUGGCAUAAAUUUUGGCAAAUUACAUUUUGAAAACAAUGAGAUGAAUAGUACAUGUACUUGGAAUUGUGAGAUUUUUGUGCAAUGUUUCAUUUUGCUUUUUUAACUGUUGUGAAUUCCUUUCUUUUGUAAGUCAGGUAAUUUUGUUUCAAUUUCAAUGAAAAAUAAAAGUCUUCAUUCUGAGAUUAAAUUCCAUCCCAGUAAUUAAUGGUCUAUUAGCAUUCCAAAAAGUACAGAUCAAGUAAAGCAUUCACCAAAACCAUUUUUGAUUAUAACAUUUUACUCCCAGUAUAUGUACCAUAGAAACAAUAGAAAGGAAUACCACUGAACAUAAAGACCUUUCCUGUUUUGAGAUUUCAAUAUCAUUUUUUUUUAACUUUCAUGUUUGUGUUUGUGACUAUCAAACCAGUGUGAUUUAUGACCUUGUGCACAUUAUAACUGAACAACGAUAGGCAGCAUCUCAGAGAAAUGUGUUGUUUAUUUAUUACCACUGAUUGAUGCUGUGUUGUUGAGCUUUAGGAAGAAUGGGAAAUUUUUUUAUGUGGAAGUGAAUGUUAGAAAAUUAACAUGAAAUGUGAAGGUUAGGAAAACUACCAAUAGUAUUACAUGGUAUAUGAUCCCUGCUUCUUCUCUAUACAAUAUACUCUGAUUAAAUCUCACUGUCAAGUUAGAUUUUUUUACCCGACAAAAAAACUAGACUGAUCUGAAAACCUGCUAAUGGAUCAGCAUGUAACAUCUGAAAUGUAUUUUUUAAAAACUGUAUAAGGAUUUGAAGAAGUCUAUUGUAACAUUAUAUUUCAGUACAUGCAGGUUUUACAUGUGGUAAAUUGUUUUCAGCUAAGAUCCGAUCAGGUUUGCAGUAUUUCUCCAUUUAAAUUAUGGUUAGAGAUUUGCUUCACACAUGGACAAAUAUUCAGUUGUCCAUGAGAGAUAUGCUGUUCUGUGUUUGUAUGGUACAAUAUUAUGUAUCUGGGAGAGAUAUGCUGAUCUUAGUGUUUUGUAAUGGUAUAUCUAACCUUACCAAAUGUUGCAUAAUUAUGAAUAUCAGUUAUAGUGUAUGACACAAGUGCUAUUUGUGUUGGCUGUGAGGAGAUUCUUAUGUGCUGUGCUUUAGAAUCAGAGACAAUUGCCCUAUUAUACUUUGUAUUAGAGUAUCUUACCCCAAGAAGUUCCCAGCUUCAGUCAUAUUAAGAUGGUAGCCUCCGUGUAUGUAUGUAUGGAAUGUCAGUGAUGAAAAAGCACCAGUGUGUUAAGUGUAGUUGCUUCAUUUUUAAAUCUAUCAUGUACAUACUAUCCAAUAGCAGCACCUGUAAAGUGUAUAGAAAGAGGAAAGAUUUUGAAAGCAUUGUCUACAUAUAUGAAGUCAGAGGGGGCUGAAGUUGUCGUUUUUGUUUCCUUUCCUCGUAUUAAAUUCACUCAUAAUUCUUUUCAUCCCUUGUCAUAGGGAUAUUCCAGAUAUAACGAAAAAAGAGAAUUUUCAUAACCUCACUUCCUGAUUUGUUUUUCCUGUGAAUUCAUAUACUUUAAGUUAGUCAUUUCCAGAACUCACUUAAUCUUAUCUUGACAUUCGUUUCAUUUCUGUAUUUGUAGAACCUUCUGCUCUUUCUACCUCAUCCCCUUAAUAUUUCUAUCUGAUGUGACUCUAAGUAACUACAUCUGUCAUCAAUUUGGUCAUAUUACAACAAAGAGCAGGGGAGUAUCAUGCAAGAUGUUAUAAGGAGCACUUUCAUCUGUGUUAUUGUGAAGAGAACAAUAACAGGAACUCAUUUUUCAGGAAGUGUAAUUUUAAAGAACUUCAACAUAAUAUCUAUCUAUAAAUCAUAUCAAUAAUAUAGCCAUUACAUGUAUAAUUGUGGGAAGAUACAUAAAUGGAUGAACAAAUUGAAAAAGGUGUGAAUGGUUCUGUUGUUUAAGCCAGUUUUAUUACUGAUAGACAUGAGGGGGUUUGUUUUGUUUUAAUGCACAGAUCAUAGAGUUAAUUUUAAAAUAAUGUCUUGUGUAUAUCAUUAUAUUUACCUAUACAACGGUUGUUGAAAACAUGAUAUAAAUAAAAUUUAUUACCUAAGGUA